UCGGCCUCCCCCUCCCCCCCUCCGCCAUCUCCUCCACCGUUCCAUUCUCCACCUCUCCCACCCCUCACCACCUCCCCCUCCCCGUCUCCCUCCGCUUCCCGAGGCGCCUCGGGGCGCCCAAUCGCCACCCGUCCCCGAUGGCCGCUUCUCUCCUCCACGCCGCCGCCCCGCUGCGGAGCCCCAGCCAGGCGGGCGCGGCCGCCUUCCACCCGCUCGCCUCCGCCCCGGCGUCCCUGCGCCUCGCGCGCUCCUCGUCCUCGUCCCGCCGCCGCCUCCAGGCCUCGCUCCGGGCGCUCUCGGCCGGCCACCGCUUCGACGGGAGGGGCGCGCCCCGGGGCCGCCGCGUCGUCGCCGCCUUCGCGGGGGAGGAAACCGAGGGUUCAGAGGCAGGCGAUGACAAGGAUAACAGCAAGGGCGAAAUAAAGCCCGAAGAGGCUCAGGAAUCUUGGAAGGUAAUGCUGGAGCAGUUCAAGGCCGAGGCCCUACGAAUGCAGGCGCUCUCAAUCCAGGCCUAUGAUGUCUACUCCAAGAGGACAAGGGAGGUGCUGUUGGAGGCCGCUGAUAAGCUGAAGAUACAGGCAGACAAAGCGCAGAAGGACCUGAGCGUGAUAGCUACUGAGGUUGGUCAGGAGGGACAAGAGUAUCUAACGAUGGCAGCCCAGAACUCCCCAGACUCGAUCAAGGAUAUCACAACGACGUUCAGGGCUCUUGGAAAGUUGAAUUGGCCAUCAGAGUAUGAGGAUUAUCAUGUGGGCAUUCCCUUCGGUACCUUUCUCACUGUAGGGGGUUUCCUCAACUUCAUGUUGACUGGAAGUACCUCUGCAAUUCGUUUUGGAAUUGUUCUUGGCUGUGCAUUGUUGGCUCUGGGUAUCUCAAGCUUAAGAUCACAAAGAGAAGGAGGACGUCGGCCUCGUCUUCUGUUGAAAGGGCAAGCUGCGAUUGCUAGUAUCAUCUUCUUCAGGGAGUUUUCAGUUCUACUCAAGAGUUGCUGGUUCCCGAAACUUUUCAUGGUCCUCCUCAGUGGGGUGGUGGCAGCCUUUUACUUUUACCGCAUGGCGACCGGUGCUCCCAAAGAUCUAAGCAGCAAGAAUGAUUCUGCGAACUAAUGCACUGGUAUGAAUCGAUGGCAACCGGAAAGUUGGACUUGGAAGAUCAUGGCCCUCUGCUUUCUAUUCCUUCAGCGUUCAAUUCAGUCAAACUCGGUUUCGUGUCUUAGAUGUCGCUGCAUGGUGGCACAUGGAUUCAGAAGAACUGCCUGCUUACUCGGCCUCGUUGCCCGCAUUCCGUUCCUUUACUCAUGUAAUAUAGAUGGCAAGCCUUGAGCAACAUUAAUAAAUGACCUUGAAAGGUCAUGAUGUAGGUAGCUGUUUCAGUUUGUCUGUUGUUUACUUCAUGGGGAAAUAGUUGUGCUGUAACGCGUUCAAUGUUUAGCGGGAACUGUCAACCAGUAUUCUUUUAUGUAGUUUGUUGCUUGCAUUCAAUUACAUCCGGUGGAUGAGAAGUUGGUAACAAUCAGAGGCAUAUGAUCCCUUCCUGCUCUAGUUGUUGUCAGGGCA
Panicum virgatum (switchgrass) is the source of this 1556-nucleotide messenger RNA. Its product is annotated as protein FATTY ACID EXPORT 3, chloroplastic-like. The transcript has 7 exons. Gene Ontology annotation, cellular component: membrane. Lineage: Eukaryota; Viridiplantae; Streptophyta; Magnoliopsida; Poales; Poaceae. The record is from RefSeq and is a predicted model, not a curated record. The coding region runs from base 138 to 1106 and encodes 322 amino acids.